Messenger RNA from Alosa sapidissima (American shad), 5721 nucleotides. RefSeq names its product transmembrane protein 64 (gene tmem64). The transcript is spliced from 3 exons. NCBI's taxonomy places the organism in Eukaryota, Metazoa, Chordata, Actinopteri, Clupeiformes, Clupeidae. The coding region runs from base 787 to 1836 and encodes 349 amino acids. The record is from RefSeq and is a predicted model, not a curated record.
AACAAACAGAGUAUGAAUAACGUUAGCGUCAACAUCGCUUACUGUUGUGGGCAAACCGAGUAUUUGUGGCCAGCUGGAAUCAUAGCUCACUGCUCGACUUCUGAACAUCUGUGAUUUGAAGUCUUCGCGAAAGGAACAGCGUCCAGUGUUUUGGGAUUCUGGCAUGUUGGAAAGGAUUGUACGACUUUGAAAACGGACUGUGGAGGGACGAUAACGUUGCACUGAUUUAUGAUAAUCAUAGAGUCGUAAAAGUUGGAGUCAUAGCCUACGCUGAUUUCAUUUUUGCGGACAUUUGCUAUAUCCGCUCAGGCUGGGUAUAUUUUCAGAUAGCCAAACACAUACGCACGCUGUGCCGUGUGUUUGUCCGUCGUUGUCCGUCAUCGUAGUACAUUCUAGCUAGCGAACGUUAACUGUGCUAUGAGUAUGGCGUUCAUCACCAAGACGCUGCCAGAGCACUUCCAAUAUGUGUCUUUUAUUUGGUAUGCGCCUAAAACAGUAUUCCCGAGAUAAAUGCAGCUAUGUUGGGAAUCGGAUGUUAUGUCAUAUAGCGACAUAGCGACAGCGUUUUUUUGAACCAUAUCACUUCUGUCAUAUAGGACGCAACCGACUUUCAUUUACCACGUCGGUGUAACGUAAAAUUGACACUCAUCUGAUUUGAUAUUCCACCGUGACGACGGCGCCUCUACUUGAAGUUAAAGGUUUACAAGGGGCUAAUCUAAAGUUGACACCCCGACCCCACAGCAUCUGCUCGGCCCCACGACGCCAGGUGUGUCCGGGAGGGCAAACAUGUGGAGUCCCGGACCCACGAGCCUGCAGUUCUUGGUGAAAUCCGUGAAACAUGCUGUGGGCAAAGGGCAGAUCCAGCUCAGUCGCUGGCUACAACGGACUACGCCAGAGGCAAUGGACUGCGAUAAAAUCGACAUCCUCAUAUGCAACGCCUUUGACGAGAGGGGCUCAGCGGGGAAGUCCGAGACGGACCUGGACAGCGCCAGCGAGUCCGGAGCGUCCUUCGCGGCUGACUUCAGGCACCCGUGCUGUAUCACCACCUGUUGCUUCAAGAGCGCGCUGCUGGCAUGCAUCCUUACCGCCGUGUGCUUCUCUUCCGUGGCCCUCGUCCGCCAGUACCUCAAAGACCUGCUGCUCUGGGUCGAAAGUUUGGACAGCCUGGUCGGCGCACUGCUCUUCAUAGUCGGACUGAUCAUCGUGGCUUUCCCCUGCGGAUGGGGUUACAUCGUGCUGAACGUGGCCGCGGGCUACCUGUACGGGUUCGUGCUGGGAAUGGGUCUGGUCAUGGUGGGGGUUUUGAUCGGGACGUUUGUCGCGCAUGUGGUGUGUAAGCGGCUACUAACGGAAUGGGUCCUCAACAAGGUCGGGGGCAACGAACAACUCAGCGCCGUCAUCCGGGUGGUGGAGGGCGGCAGCGGACUGAAAAUUGUGGCCUUAGCCAGACUCACCCCUAUACCUUUCGGCCUCCAGAACGCAGUGUUCUCGAUCACAGACGUGUCCUUGCCCAACUACCUAGUGGCCUCCUCGGUGGGGCUGCUGCCCACUCAGCUGCUGAACUCCUACCUGGGCACCACACUGCGCACAAUGGAGGACGUCAUCGCCGAGCAGAGCCUCAGCGGAUACUUUGUCUUCAGUCUGCAGAUCGUCAUCAGUAUCGGCCUGAUGUUCUACGUGGUGCAUCGUGCUCAGAUGGAGCUCAACGCAGCCAUCGCUGCCUGUCAGCUGGAGCUCAAGACGUCCUAUCAGAAUGGGGGGGUUGCGGGGGGGCACUCGGGACCCCCGUACUGCAGCAAGCGCUCCGCGGCCGCCGGCGGGGUCAACAUCGUCUGACCCCCAUCUGACCCCCUCCAGCGUGACCCCCCCUGCAGUCGGACGUGCCCCCCACCCAACCCCCCCUCCUCCUGAUGUGAAGGGCUCGCCCAGGACGCCGGUGCCAAGGUGAAGACGCACCUGUGCCCACCUGUGCCCAUGGCCAUGCCAAGGUGAAGACGCACCUGUGCCCACCUGUACCCAUGGCCAUGCUAGCCGGGUGUGCUGGACAGGGUGCCGCGUGGCACACGAUCAGGGAUGCGGUUAACGGCUGUCGGAUCCCUCAGCACGGCUCUGCCGUUUCCAUGGAGCUCACCGGUCAGGUGAUCGUCAUGGUUUCGGCCUGAACGCCCCGGAUGCAGUGGGCAUGCUGGACCUGUAUCAGGUGGUUGUCAUGGUUACGACCUGUAUCUAGGGGGUUGUUUGUUUUUAUUUUGUUUUUGUUUGUUUUGUAAAUUAUGACCUUUCAAGAAAUUAAUUUUUCUGGAAUGUUUAAGUAUGGAAUUACUACUCUUUUCUCUUGAUGCCUUUUUUUAUUAUUUGGAGAAACUGGUUAGAAACAGAUUUGCUAUAGAGACGAAGAAUAUGGGAUAUUAUAAGUAAACUCAGCGCUAGAGUAGAGAUAUUAUUCCUAGACAAUUAACUUCCAUUUGGGACUCUUUACUGGGAGAGAUUAUUAUUAUUAUAUUGUAGGGAAAGUUUAAGCUAAGCGGUUGUGAUUAAGUAUUCUCUGAAAGUGUGUCAUUAUGUACUUUUUCACAUUUAUACAAAGCUGUUUUGGUACUUUUAAUUAUUUGGAAUUGUGGAUUAAUGAAGAACGGUUGCACAAUAUGAAAAGCAGGGUCGUUAUUCAGGCCUCUUUUAAACCAUUCUAAUUCUUUUCUUAUUUUUUAGUUUCUAUUUUGUUUUUGGGCACCCUUGCUGUUGUUUUUUUGUUUUGUUUACGUGUUAUUUUUUUGCCUUUGGCGAGUAAUUGGUCAGCUGAAGGCCACCUGGUGCAGUGUGUGUGUGUGUGUGUGUGUCUGCCUGCUUCGGCUUGACUCGACUACGUCGCCGAUAGCGACCGGGGAACAGAUGGAAUGUGAAGCGGAAACUCUCUGCAGAAAAAUUCCAGAACGUUCUGCCAAGAAGCACCUCAUCACACUGAGCCUAACACACACACACACACACACACCCUCACCCCCUAUAGUUUACUUAGAUAAGCCCGUCCUGCCCCUGCCCGUCAGUGUCGUCAGUAACCACACACACACACACACACACGCACACAGCCACACGCACACAGCUGGACCUUGCUGUAUAGUUAUCUUCUGUAUCAUGCUCACAUGUUAAUUAUUAAGUGGGACAUUUCAAGGCUUCACGCUUUAUUAUUUUUGACUGCUGUUAUAAUAGAGGUUCUGAUUAGGGGUGGACACACACACUCACACAGGGUUCUGAUUAGGGGUGGACACAUUCACACACACACACACACAGGGAUCUGAUUAGGAGUGGACACACACACAGGGUUCUGAUUAGGGGUGGACACACACACACACACACACAGGUCACCUCGUCCACUUCAGCUCUUAACUUCUCAGCCGUACUGCAGUAAUGAGACUCCGUCUUCACCUCUCACCUCUCUGGGACCUGCCAUCCCAUAAUCGAGCGUCCCCUUUCAUCCCUUAGUCUUGCACAGUUGACACUGACGUUAGCCCCACACACACACACACACACACACGUUAUGUAACCACCAAACUGCCUUUUUUUUUCUACCCCUGUGCCAUGUGCCCUUCCCCUCGGAGACGUUAGGAAUUAGCCUCCCUGCUCUCCACACACACACACACACACACACACACACACACACUCUUCUGAGAGGAGCCGUGGGAGGGGGUAGUGUCCUAAGGAGACGAGACGAGUGCGGCUAGUUGUGACCCCGCCACAUUCUCCUGCCCCGGAGGACUUGAGGGCCUGUCCCGCUCUAUCAGUGUGUGUGUGUGUGUGUGUGUGUGUGUGUGUCCCGCUCUCUUAGUGCUUGUAGCCCUGUCUGUCUGUCUGUCCAGAUGGAGAGCUGACAUGCUUCAAGCUUCAGCACUAGAGGCCUACUGUGUGUGUGUGUGUGUGUGUGUGUGUGUGUGUGUGUGUGUGUACUGGAUGUGAUGGUGAGUAUGCACAGAAAGCCAACUGGAGUUGACACCGUAUCACCACUCCAACACACACACACACACACACACACACACACACACACACACGCACACACACACACACUCCCCUCGCCCUAGACAGUAGUUGUUUCUUAUAGAGAUCAUAACAUUUAACCAGACGAUGUUUAUAGGAGUUAUUUUUGCAAAGUAUUUUAUGAAAAGAUUGAACAAACUGAUGAUGAUGGUAUAGAUUAUGAUGGUAUAGACUGCUGGUUCACCUAGUUUUACUAAGCUGGUGUUUGAGGCACCAUCCAAAAAGCUGACAAUCAGUGUGUGGCCAUGUCUGCGCGUCUGUGUGUGUGUGUGUGUGUGUGUGUGUGUGUGUGUGUGUGUGUGGCUGUGUGUGCGUGCGAGCCUGAAUGUGCCGUGGUUUGGACGUUCCUACUUCAUGAUACACAAACAAACACACACACACGUUUUGUUCCACCAUUCUGCUGCUGCUGCGGGCCAGCUGUGUCCGAGUGUUCUAGCGACAAUAAGGGCUCUAAACGACACAAUGUAUAUCGCAACGGAACAUUCUAUACGCACUCUAAAUGACACAACGUAUAUCGCAACGGAACAUUCUAUACGCACUCUGCUGGACCCCCGUCUCCGCUGAAGGCUGGUACGAACAACACACGGGUCAGAGGCCGAGCCGUGCUGGUCUUUUUUAACGUCUACUUUGAUUUUGUACAUUUUUUUAGUUGUGUGUGGCACAGCUGACGUGACAACGACGGACACAUUCCCCUGCAGGCUGCGUGUUCUCCAGCCGAGAGAGGCCUCCUGGAGUGUCUCUCUCUCUCUCUCUCUCUCUCUCUCAACAGCCUCAGUUUGUUUUUUCUGUGUUUUUAAAAAUGAAUUGGGCAAUAAUUGACCAGCUAGAUGGACUUUUGGGCGCGUCUAGGUGGACCGUGUGGACAAAUCCAACAUUCCUGGGCUUGCGUGAAACAUGAUGUCAGUGAUGAUGUCAUCUGUCUCUCUGUACCGCCCCGACGCAGGCUGGAUGCAUUGCCACGGCAACCAACGGACAGAGGGGGCUGGCACUAUGCUCCUGCUCGGGGGCGGGGGGGGGGAAGCAAGGUACUCUGCCAAGUCUAAUGCAAAAAAUAACACACGCUCUCAAAGUGAGGAUGGACCUUAAGGGGUUUUUUUUAAAAGAGAAUAUAGUUUAUUUAAAAAUAGACAGAGGAGUAUUAGGUGGAAGGAAUAUCCAAAUGAAGAUGGGCGUCACGGGCCCCCCAACGCACACACACACACACACACUAGUUUCAGGAACAGGUUGUCUACUUUGUCGAGUUUGCAGCCAGGUCAGUUAAAGAGUUAUUGUGUGUUUGGGGGGGGCGGGUUUCAGGUCAGGUUCCGUUAUGAAAUGACUAGCCUUUUGGCAUCAGGCGGACAGCCAGUCUGAGCUUCAACCCUGCGUCACGUGUGCAUCUGGAGCUGCGCACGUUGCUAUGCAACAAACGGAAAUCGUGAAAAUCUGGAGGUGGUCGUUCAGGGUCCACGACGCGUCCUUAUCUGGGGCUAAAGGUCGCUGUGGUAACGAACAGUUAAAGAUUACCACGGUGACCUCUGUGUCCAGGUGGCAGGGCGCCUCUGAAGGGUCCCCUCCACGUUAACAAGUGCAUUACACAUUAGCCACUGUCUUCUUACUACAGAGACUCACACGGAGUGCUCAUGGAAGUGCAUCUCUGUAUCAUGCUUGUUAAGUGUUAUUUAUGAAAUUAAAAAAACUGUCUUAAAUAGUAAA